Messenger RNA from Phaedon cochleariae (mustard beetle), 3839 nucleotides. The record is from the annotation of a GenBank genome assembly. NCBI's taxonomy places the organism in Eukaryota, Metazoa, Arthropoda, Insecta, Coleoptera, Chrysomelidae.
UUUUGUUUAUUAAUUAUUUGAAAUAUUUGAAGUGAUAUGGGAAGCUAUAAUAAAGAUGUAUAUUUUGAUGAUUUUGGUCAAAUUUGCAGAAUCUGUUUGCUUUCUGAUACUUCACUACAAUUAAUUCCUCAAAAACUAUGGGAUAUAUUUAAAAACAUCACAGAUAUUGAGUCCAGAAAGGAUGACGAAUUGCCUCAAAAUGUUUGCCAGAAAUGUGUCAAACAAUUGGAAGAAAUUGGAGCCUUUAUAGAGAAAUGCAAAGAUCAUCAUUCCUUACUACUAUUGGCUUUACAAAGAAAAUCGGAGGUAUUCAUCCUCGCUGAUAUUCCAGAUGAUUCCUGUGUUUCUGAAAAUGAGUUUGAUUUCUCCAUUCAAUCAAUCAAAACAGAAGACAAUAGUACAGAUAUAACAAAUGCAACAGAUCCCAUUCAGGAUAGUACAAAAUUAACAUGUGCUGAAUGUGGGAGUAAGUUCUCCCACAAAAAAUAUUUAUUGAGGCAUAUCACCUGGCACUGUAAGGCAUUGAAGUAUUCUUGUGGUUUGUGUAGUUUAAAAUGCAAAUCAGAAAAGGCUUUACAAAGACAUAGUGCUAUACAUGGUGUCUCCAAGAUAUUCACUUGCUAUAUUUGUAGUGAAGAAUUUGCUACUGGAAUUCUGAGGUAUGAGCAUCAAAGAACCAAACACAAUGUUAACUCCAAGAAUUGUGGAUCAAAAUUUUCUUGCAGCAAAUGUGAUAGAGUACUAACAUCUGUAGGAUCUCUCAAAAAUCACAUGAGGACACAUACUGGAGAAAAACCAUUCACAUGUAAGCAUUGUGAUAAGACAUUCGCUUACCCCAACAGUCUCAAUAUACAUAUAAGGUCUCAUACAGGAGAAAGGCCUUUCAUUUGUAAUAUCUGUAAAAAAGGCUACAAGAGUUCUACCAGCCUCAAAAAGCACAAGGAGAAGGCACAUUAUGAGAUUAAUUUUGACACAGACAGCUGUAAUGAAAAUGAAGAUGAAAAACCAAAAGAAAGAAAUAAGGGUGAGAAAGUGGAGUGUAAAGUUUGUCACAAGAUGCUUUACAAGCAUGGCUUUGGUACUCAUAUGAGGGCACAUUCAAUGGCAAAGAAGGAAUUCAUCUGUGGAGUCUGUAAAAAGCAGUUUCAGAAAAAUUCUCAUCUAGAGAGACAUAUGAGGAUACAUACAGGAGAGCGCCCCUACACCUGCCCCCACUGCGGCAAAUCCUUCAUGCAGGACAACGACCUGAAAAGGCACGUGUCCCGCCACACGGACGACAAGAAAUUCCAGUGCCAGCACUGCGGCAAGCGCUACUACUCCAAGUCCGCCCUGGGCGUGCACGUGGCCGCCCACGCGCUGGUGCAGAAGCCGCCCAAGCCGCCCUGCGAGGCAUGCGCGCCCCACGCGACCGCUUGCAGGCACAGAGCGGUCAAGGCGGCGAAGACGCAUCUGUGCACGGUGUGCGGCAAGGCGUUCACGUCGAGGAGUUCGUUGGUGGUGCACACGAGGUUGCAUACGGGGGAUGCGCCGUUCGCGUGUCCGUCUUGUGAUAAGAAAUACGUGACCUCGACAGCUUUGAAGAAGCAUGUGAUUAGGAACCACACCGGGGAAAGAUUGCACGUUUGUAUGAUAUGUCAAAAGAGCUAUUACGACUCGUUCAGCUUGAAACGACAUUUGGAUAGGGUGCACGCCAUACUGGAUGCCAAAAGCGAGAAGGAGGAAGAUGAAUCGGUAAAUUAAAUGAUAAAAAAUAGAAGGUAUCGAUGGAUUCCUUCAUUUUCUUCCUACAACUGCUCGAAAUGUUAUUCUCGAUAACUAGAGUUUUUAUGGACAGGAAGAUUAUAUCAUGCGCGCCUCUAACGGCAGAAUUUGAAAGGUGUCUGAGAACAAAACUUCAAGUUAUUUUUGAUGGCUUGAUGGAGUUGAUGAGACUUUGACGUGGGGGUGGUGAAUUAGUUCAACUCCAGACUGUUGAAUAUCUCGAAAAAUAUGCAUUCUGGAGAAAACCUGAGAUCAAAGUUGUUUCAUUUCAAAUUAAUAAUUCAACCUUGGGGUUUUUCCAGGGUCAACUUUAUUAUUGUUCCGAUUCCCAAUUUUCUCAUUCAACUUCCAUUCUGAAAUGUAACUAUAACUUUUUUUGAAAUUGAUGUGAGUGAAAAUUUGAUUUUUUCAGCUCUUCAAUACUAUAGGUGGUGACAAAUAUAGAUAUUUUCAGAUUUUUAUAUUAAGCUGCUUCAAAUUCUGUCAAAAGUAGAGCCGCGCGUUUGAGAAUUGUUAAGGCUUCUUGAGUAAAAAAUUGGUUUAUAUCUAGUAUUGAUAGGUUUAUUCAAAUGGCCUAGAAAUUUAGCCAAUGGAAAUGGAUUCCAGUUAAUAUCAGUGUGAUGACCAGUUGACACUCAAAAAGCCCUUUUCUCUCGCCAAUUAAGAAAAUAACUGAAAAGUAUAGCUAUAAGUAUAUUUAAAAUAUGCCAUAGUAAAUGUCAUAAACUAUAUUGAAGAUCAUUCUGAAGUUUGUUCAGAGUUUGCCUCAAUUACAUUCUUCCUAGAACCCUUCCCACUCCUGUGAUUUCGAUCCACAUGCCUCCUCCAAUUACUAGCAUCAUGAAACCCUUUGCCACACAUUGAACAUACAAAAGGCCGCUCUCCUGUAUGCUGUCUCAAAUGCACUUUAUGAGUGCUGCUGUACGCAAAAGUCUUUCCACAAUAGGAACACACGAACGGCUUCUCUCCACUAUGUAUCUUCAAGUGCUCCUUCAGGUGGUUGGCCUGAACGAACUUUUUCUCGCACACGGUACAUUCGUGUCUUUUGUCACCAUUGUGAAUGAGCAAGUGGUUGUUCAAGCCACUUUUUUUGUGGAAGAGCUUGUCACAGUGCUGGCAGCGAUAAGGUCUUUGGUUAGUGUGUGUUCGAAUGUGGACUUCAAGGUAAGUUUUCAUAGUGAAGCGUCUCUGGCAGAAAAGACAUUGGAAGUUUCGUUCCAGACUGUGCGUUUGUUUGUGGUUGUCCAAGCAGGAUUUUUGGUGGAAGGCUUUGUCACAUUGAAGGCACUGGAAGACUUUUUCGCGGGUGUGAGUGAGAAGGUGCCUUUUCAAGUCAUUGCUCUGAGUGAAGCAUUUCUUGCAGUUUGGGCACUGGUGAGGUUUGUCUCCCGUGUGGCUUUUCAUGUGGCGUUCCAGAUGUGAGUUUUUCAUGAAAUUUUUGCCGCAAUAGUAGCAGAGGUAUUUUUUGUGUUCAUGGUUGAUUUUGUGUAUUCUCAUGUGGUUGGUGAAUGAGAUCUUUUUGUUGAAAACUUUGUUGCAGAUUGUGCAUUGCAGGGAUGUUUGGUUUUUGAGGUUUCUUUUGACUUUGGGUUUUUUAUCCUCAUCAGAAAAUGGAUGUGAUUUCGAAAUGCUGUUGCUAUCCACAUCUUCGUCAACGUCCGAUUCAUCCUUUGCCGAUUGGCUUUCAUUGAAAAUUCGUUUCAAAAUCGUUUCAUUGCAUCUACAUUUCUCUACGAACGACAGUAAGCCUUCUAAGUAUGAGACGCAUUUUGUACAGAUAUUUUGGGGUAAUUCUGUGAUGGUUUCCUGAAAUUAUGCAGUUAUAUUGAUGAGAAUUUCGGAGAAGGUACUAGUUUUAACCUCAAAAGUCAGAAAAAGGUACAUUUUUAGCAAGUCUGUAGAGAAAGGUUGAAGAUUUUGUUUAUCUAGGCAAAUGCGACAAAUUCUCGUGAAAUCUCUAUAAGAAAUAUUUAGUUCAUUUUCCAUCUCCACAAAUUUAUGAGAUGGUAAGCUUGUUUUUGUUUAUUUUUUAUAUUUGUGGUAUUAUUUUAUAUUUAUAGACGGCAGAUAGGUACACU